Drosophila bipectinata is the source of this 1487-nucleotide messenger RNA. It is a transcript of the gene Gr28b, whose product is annotated as Gustatory receptor 28b. The record is from RefSeq and is a predicted model, not a curated record. Lineage: Eukaryota; Metazoa; Arthropoda; Insecta; Diptera; Drosophilidae. Gene Ontology annotation, cellular component: neuronal cell body; dendrite; axon. Gene Ontology annotation, biological process: male courtship behavior; chemosensory behavior; sensory perception of taste.
AUGGAUAUCGAAAGGGCCAAGAGCCAGGCUGAUCCCGAGCAUACGGUCGAGAUAGAUGUGGGUUCCGGCCUAUGCCAGCCGCUGCGUCGCAAAUUCUGGAGAUUCUUUUCGGCCAAACAACUCUACGAAUGCCUCCGUCCGCUUUUCCACGUCACCUAUGUGCACGGACUAACCUGUUUUUACAUCAGUUAUGAUUCCAAAACCGGAAUAAGAACCCCCAAAAAAACAGUUUUUGGUUUUCUAAACGGCAUUCUACACAUUACCUUCUACGCGGUCUGCUACAGCCUGACGAUUUUUAAUAAUUGCGAGUCGGUGGCCAGCUACUUCUUCCGAUCGCGCAUCACCUAUUUCGGGGAUAUGAUGCAGAUUGUCAGUGGAUUUAUCGGCGUCACUGUAAUCUACCUGACGGCCAUUAUUCCAAAUCAUCGCUUGGAGCGUUGCCUCCAGAAAUUCCACACCAUGGACGUCCAACUCCAGACCGUCGGCAUUAAAAUCAUGUACAGCAAAGUCUUAAGAUAUAGUUACAUGAUUUUGUUCUUUAUGUUUCUGGUGAACUUGUGCUUCACUCUCGGCACCUUUUCGGUCUUGUAUUCAUCGGCGGUGACUCCUACCUUGGCCCUGCAUUUUACAUUUCUCAUCCAGCACACGGUUAUUGUUAUAGCCGUUUGUGUUUUCAGCUGCUUUACGUAUUUGGUCGAAAUGCGCCUCGUUAUGGUCAAUAAGGUCCUUAAAAACCUUGCCCAUCAGUGGGACAGCCGCAGCCUAAAAGCAGUCAACCAAAAGCAGCGUUCCCUGCAAUGCCUGGAUUCCUUCUCCAUGUAUACAAUCGUGACCAAGGAUCCGGCUGAAAUCAUUCAGGAAUCUAUGGAGAUACACCAUCUGAUUUGUGAGGCUGCUGCCACGGCCAACAAGUAUUUUACCUACCAACUUUUGACCAUUAUAUCCAUCGCCUUUCUCAUCAUUGUCUUUGAUGCCUAUUAUGUUUUGGAAACCCUCCUCGGCAAGUCGAAGCGCGAAAGUAAAUUCAAAACCGUUGAGUUUGUCACAUUCUUUUCGUGUCAAAUGAUUUUGUAUUUGAUUGCCAUUAUUUCCAUUGUGGAGGGCAGUAAUCGAGCUAUCAAGAAGAGUGAAAAAACCGGCGGAAUUGUACACUCACUCAUGAACAAGACCAAAAGUGCCGAGGUCAAGGAAAAGUUGCAACAGUUCUCCAUGCAGUUAAUGCACUUGAAAAUAAACUUCACAGCCGCUGGAUUGUUCAACAUUGAUCGUACUUUGUACUUUACGAUUAGUGGAGCCUUGACCACUUAUCUCAUCAUUUUGUUACAAUUCACCUCGAAUUCCCCGAACAACGGCUAUGGGAAUGGAUAUCCCUGCUGUGAAAACUACAAUAAUAUUACGAAUCACACGCUUUAGAUGUUUUUUAAUGGCUUAGAUGUAAACCGUAGCUGUAAGGUUGGCAGUGGAAUGGAAAGGGUGAAAUGAUAUAG